Messenger RNA from Hylaeus anthracinus, 1695 nucleotides. It is a transcript of the gene mrn, whose product is annotated as general transcription factor IIH subunit 4. The transcript has 7 exons. Gene Ontology annotation, molecular function: ATPase activator activity; double-stranded DNA binding. Bases 88 to 1491 code for a protein of 467 amino acids. Gene Ontology annotation, cellular component: transcription factor TFIIH holo complex; transcription factor TFIIH core complex. Gene Ontology annotation, biological process: nucleotide-excision repair. The record is from RefSeq and is a predicted model, not a curated record. Lineage: Eukaryota; Metazoa; Arthropoda; Insecta; Hymenoptera; Colletidae.
GCUCAAGUCAAUUCGGAGUUUGGAUCUGGCUCCUGCUACAAGUAUCAUUCCAUGUUAUACAUAAUUUGUAAUUAAAUAUAUAAAAUAAUGUCAAAUACGAUAACUGGAAAAAAUCUGUUACGACCUACUGGAUUGCAAUGCAAAAAUCUUCAAGAGUAUUUAAAAUCACGUCCACCAGAUAUAUUGAACAAACUGUAUCAUAAUCCACCAAUUUGUUUGGCUGUGUUUCGUGAAUUGCCUGUCAUAGCAAAGCACUAUGUUAUGCGAUUAUUGUUCGUCGAACAGCCAGUGCCUCAAGCAGUCAUUGCCUCUUGGUGUUCCAAACUUCAUUUCGAAGAACAUCUAAAAGUAGUCUCGAUAUUAAACGAAUUAAAUGUAUGGAAAGAAGCAUCGAUACCAGGAGGAUUACCUGGUUGGAUUCUGAAUACUACAUUUAAGAAAAAUUUGAAAAUUGUUUUAUUAGGAGGUGGAAAACCAUGGACAAUGUCGAAUCAAAUGGAAAACGAUAAUAAACCUAGAGAUGUGGCAUUUUUAGAUUCGUAUGCAUUAGAAAGAUGGGAAUGCGUUUUACAUUACAUGGUCGGUUCGCAGCAGCAAGAAGGUAUAUCAGCCGAUGCUGUUAGAAUCCUUCUGCAUGCCGGAUUGAUGAAACGGGAUGAAGCUGAUGGAAGUCCAGUUAUUACACAAGCUGGUUUUCAAUUUUUACUAUUAGAAACUGCAUCGCAGGUGUGGUAUUUUAUUUUACAAUACUUAGACACGAUAGAAGCAAGAGGACUUGAUUUAGUUGAGUGUCUUACUUUUCUCUUCCAACUCAAUUUUUCAACACUUGGUAAAGAUUACAGUACAGAAGGAAUGUCUGAAGGUCUAUUAACAUUCUUACAACAUUUACGAGAAUUUGGGCUCGUUUAUCAACGAAAACGUAAAGCUGGACGAUUUUAUCCUACACGAUUAGCAUUAAAUAUUGCCACUGGACAAAACAAGCCAUUAUCUAGAGAUCCAGAAAAAGAGGGUUAUAUCGUUAUUGAAACAAAUUACAGAGUAUAUGCUUAUACAAAUUCAAAUUUACAAGUUGCCUUACUUGGUUUAUUUUGUGAAAUGUUGUAUAGGUUUCCAAAUUUAGUUGUAUCGAUAUUAACAAGAGAUUCCGUACGUCAAGCUUUAAAGAGUGGAAUUACUGCUGCACAAAUUGUAGGUUAUUUGCAGCAACAUGCUCACAGUAAAAUGAUAGAAGUAGGUCCUCCAGUUUUACCUCCUACUAUUGUAGAUCAAAUUAAAUUAUGGGAAAAUGAAAGAAACCGAUUUAUAUUUAGCGAAGGAGUUUUAUAUAGUCAAUUUCUUUCUCAAACUGAUUUUGAAGUGCUUAGAGAUCAUGCCCUUUCUACUGGAGUAUUAAUUUGGCAAAGCGAAAGGAAACGAACUAUGGUUGUUACAAAAGCAGGCCAUGAUGAUGUAAAAAAGUUUUGGAAACGAUAUUCUAAAGGCUCUGGUUAGAGGAAUGAGAAUGCUUUAAAAAGUACCAAAACAUGAUCACAAUAAACAAAUAUUUUCUAGUAAAAUUUCAUCUUUAAAAUUACAUAUUUUUUCAACUCUAAAGUCUGUAAUAUAAAUAAUUCAUGAAAUAUAAUGUUAUACACCGAUAAGUAAAUACAUAAUGCUAUACAGAGACAAGAAGUUGACCAUUUGGUCUGACUAAUU